Molecule: messenger RNA, 6367 nt
Organism: Branchiostoma floridae (Florida lancelet)
Lineage: Eukaryota; Metazoa; Chordata; Leptocardii; Amphioxiformes; Branchiostomatidae
Product: discoidin domain-containing receptor 2-like
Exons: 17
Coding region: 935-3670 (911 amino acids)
Biological process (GO): cell surface receptor protein tyrosine kinase signaling pathway; positive regulation of kinase activity; multicellular organism development
Cellular component (GO): signaling receptor complex; membrane
Molecular function (GO): protein tyrosine kinase collagen receptor activity; collagen binding; ATP binding
Source: RefSeq, a predicted model, not a curated record
AGUCUGCCUCUGCCUCUUCUGGUCCUGCCUAAGUGCUCCCGAGAGGAGUGGACGUCAGUAUAUAGCCGAUGUUGAAGGCAACGCACCAAUCUAGAAGUGACUGUCAUCAGCGGUGAUGUCAGUACUGGAGCGAAGGUGUGAGUUUUGACAGAUUUCCAGGUUGGCGACUUUUCACGGACAAGGUUGACAUCUGGCGCCUGCCUACGUCAAGAUUCCUGCUUCCUGGCUGAUAGCUUUGCGAACUUGUGACCAGUGAUCAGCCCUCUUGGAUUCAUUCCAGCUCCUGAUAUUGGAGUCCAGGGACCAGAGUGUAGUCUAAGCGCCUGAGUUGGAACUUUCCAGUUGGAAGACUUUGUGUCAGUGUGUUUCGACCAGAGCAGUCAACGCUGGCCUGAGGGUAUCAUACCACUGCAGCUGAAAUUGAGGGAUUUGACUGAAGCCCGUGUAUGCUGAGGUAGCCAGUGAGAACACCCACCUAGCAACAAGGCUGGUGUACACGCGACAGCCUACAACCCACGGCAGACCUGCUCAGCUUGUCAGCAAGGUGGUGAGCCGAUCUGAACCAGGUUUCCUGCGCAGGACAGGACUCUACAGAGAUUAGAAAAACCUCCCUCCAUCCGGACACCCACAUUGUGUGUGCUGUAUCACCAAUAAGACAACAGACUUAGCCGCCGGGAGGUGCCGAGGUAACCAUUUAUCAAACAUCACAGGAACUUGCCUCUCCAGAGCCGAGGAGAGCCUCUGCAAAUAUUGGUGGAAGGGAAAAGUACAGCCUUGGUGCAUUCCAGCAGAGAGCAGAGUUUGAGGAGGCGACCUCCUGCCAUGCCACAGUGAGCUCAUGCUCUCUGGUGGGAAGACUCAUCCCAGGGAUUAGCUAAAACAAUUGCUGGAAAAACGACUGCUUCAUCAGUCGAGCAACACUUAUCCUGCCGCCAUGGAGGGGAGAGCAGGGCCUGUGCUGGGUCUCCUGCUUCUGAUGACUUUGUACAGGGGUUCGCUGGCCAUAGAUGCCUCAACAUGCCGGUAUUCCCUGGGUAUGGAAGACAAGAGAAUCCCAGACGAGGACAUCUCAGCAAGCUCCUCACAUUUCGAAACAGUUGGUCCAAGCUAUGCAAGACCUUACAUAACUCGCCGGAGACUAAGACAAGAUGAGGGUGACGGCGCGUGGUGCCCGCGAAACAUGGUCACAGACGAGUCAUACGAGUACCUCCAGAUCAACAUGCGCACGCAGCGCUUCGUCACGAUCGUGGCGGUACAGGGGAGGUACGACGAGGGGAUCGGGAGGGAGUUCGCUCGCAGGUUCCGACUGGAGUACAGCCGGGACGGGAAGGUGUGGAGACGAUGGAAGGACAGGACAGGCAACGAGCUCUUGGAAGGGAACACCGAUUCCAUGACCCCAGUGUUGCGUGACCUUGACCCGCCGUUCAUCGGGAACCACAUCCGCUUCAUCCCGCUCAGUAACGACCCGGGCGUGCCGCAGACCGUCUGCAUGCGGGUAGAGAUGUACGGCUGCGAAUGGAACGAUGGCCUCGUAUCGUACUCCAUGCCUCCUGGACAGAGCCGCGGGGACGUCCUUGUCAACGACGCCACCUACGACGGUGCGAAAAGCACGUCCCUCGUGUACAGCGGACUGGGACAGCUUACCGAUGGAAUAACCGGCCCCGACAACUUCCUCUUAGAUGCCAGUGGCAUGUGGACCGGGUACGAGUGGGUUGGCUGGAAGAACACGACCAAGGGAACCAAACCCGUGGAGAUUGUUUUCGAGUUUGAGAACGUGAGAAACUUCACCACCAUGAAGAUCCACUGUAAUAACUUCUUCCUGCGGGAGGCAAAGGUGUUUGAUGAGGCAACGAUAUCCUUCAGUAUCGAGGGGACAUACUACUCCCGCACGCCAAUAGUGUACAAGCACAUACUGGACACUAACAACUACAGUGCUCGAUGGGUGACCAUCAAUUUGAAUCACAACAUUGGGAAGUUUCUCAAGGUCCGCUUUACAUACGCCGACAGUUGGAUGCUUUUUAGUGAAGUGUCCUUUGACUCAGUGACUGGCAACUUCAGCCACCUUACUGACGAAGAGUAUGUAGAUCCAAUGCUUGUGACAGAGACAGUGCCUCUGCCCAUCGAGAUUCCGAACGGGGAAAUCGUUAUGGACGGAAGCGCCACUUCUCUCACAACCGUAGACCCUAACGGCUCGGACCACACAGAAGUGACCACAGUGGACACGUCCAUCACAGAAGUGGACGGCCAGAGCGGCCUGCCCAACGUGGCCAUCAUCGUGGGCAUCCUGGUGGCCAUCAUCUUUGUCCUGAUGGUGGUCAUCCUGCUCAUCUUGUGGAGACACAAGAGGAAGACCAAGGCCAAGCCUCCAAAAGAAACAAGAGGAUUUGAGCAGCACAUAGCGUUGAACGUAUGCAUGCCUAACGGACACAACAACCAGCCGAGCGUGCGCCACGCCAACCCGAGCUACCACCGCAUCCGCCCCAACGACCCGGAGUACCAGGAGCCCCACAACUUCCUGAGGAAACUGCCCGACCUGCCCGCACUGCCCGCUCCUGUCAGUCAGUCCAGGGAGAACUCAGGUGAUGCUGUGUAUGCUGAACCAGACUUCAGCCUCUGUGCAGCGAACCCGAACGUCAAGAUCCCGCACUACGCCGAGGCCGAGAUCGUCAACAUCCAGGGCGUGGCAGGAACCAACACGUACGCGGUCCCCAACGUCAACAUCGACAUGUACUCCACGUCAACACCUCCGGAGUUCCCCCGACACAACCUACACUUCCAGGAGAAGCUGGGGGAGGGCCAGUUUGGAGAGGUUCAUUUGUGUGAAGCUGAAGGAAUGAGAGAGUUUGUGGGGGGAGACUUCUGCCUCACCCACACCAAGGACAAACCUGUACUGGUGGCUGUGAAGAUGCUCAGGCCAGAUGCUACCAAAAAUGCCAGAACUGACUUCUUCAAGGAAGUGAAGAUCCUUGCGAGGCUGCGGGACCCUAACAUCGUGCGACUGCUGGGAGUGUGCACGCGGGACGAGCCCCUGUGCAUGAUCGUUGAGUACAUGGAGAACGGAGACCUGAACCAGUACCUUUUCAAACACGAGUUCGAGGGGGCUGUUCCUUCGGCUUCAAAUGCACCCAUGCUUGGCUUGGGGGCGCUGCUGUACAUGGCUGCUCAGAUCGCAUCAGGAAUGAAGUACCUGUCGUCCUUGAACUUUGUGCACCGCGACCUUGCCACCAGGAACUGCCUGGUUGGUCCGAGGCACUCGGUGAGAAUAGCAGACUUCGGCAUGAGUCGGAACCUGUACUGCGCCGAUUACUACAGGAUACAGGGGCGCGCUGUGCUGCCCAUCAGGUGGAUGGCAUGGGAGAGCAUCCUCAUGGGUAAGUUCACCAGCCAGAGCGACAUCUGGGCCUUCGGAGUGACCCUCUGGGAGAUCCUGACUCUGGCCAAGGAGCAGCCUUACGCCCACCUGAGCGACGAACAGGUCAUCGAGAACACGGGAGAGUUCUUCAAGGACGAGGGGCGGCAGGUGCACCUGUCCCAGCCCGCCAUCUGUCCCAGCGACACCUACGCCAUGAUGAGAAAGUGCUGGAAGAAGGAGCCCGAGAGCAGGCCCACCUUCGAGGACCUGUGUGUGUUCUUACAGAGGAAAAACAUUGGCUUCCUCACUGAAGUAUGAUGUACAGAUACAUAGAUAAUAUUAUAUAUAUAUAUAUAUAUAUAUAUGAGCUGCCUUCAAUAUUUGAUUCACUUACCAUGUUUUCUUUAAGAAGAGUUAUAAAAGAUCAUGAUCAAUUGUUAAGUUUUCCAGUGGAAAGAGUGCCAUCAUCACCUUUUACUUGCCAUUACAUUAUGUUAAAAGGAGAAAGUCAUCUCCUAACUCAUGUGUGCACUGCGGCUUAUAGAUUAUCAUGUAAGGCUGUACGUAUUGUAAAGAGUAAACAGUGAGUGGGUGUAAAGCCUGUACAGCGUGUGUUUUUUAUUGUAAUUUUUUCAUGAUUACCGUUGUAGGCCACACCAAUAUGUAUUUCCUUGGUCCUCAGGCAUUCAAAAUGAUAAUUUAUCAAAACUUUAUAAAAUAAACCGGAGCCAGGCGGAAACACUAACCAUAUCCACUCCCUGUAACUGAGUGUUCCAAGAUUCACAUACUUUUCCCUCUGAUGUUUUUUCAUCUCACAGUUUAGAAUUACGUUGUUUUAAAAUCUGAGAGUCAGCAAAUAGAAUUGGUGUGGCUUCAGUGUUAAGUUGAAAUUUGAAGGGACAAUGUGUGUUGCAUUACUAGGAAUGUGUGAAGCUUAAAGCCUGUUUUUGUGUUUUGUUUAUUGUAUUAUUUGCCAUUGAAUGAGUUUGAAAAUUCUGUAUAGUGUCUGUGACAUAUAACCAUAUUCAGGAUAAAGUUGUAUUAUAAUUUAAGUAUUAUCAAUAGAUGUAAAGGUAUUUUAUGUUGAUGUACAGUAGUGGCUGUUAGUGUUGUAAUGAUUGUAAAACUCUGAAAAAUUUGGUGUAGAGCUGUCCUUCGUAUCUUGCCAAUCUUACUUCCAAAUCAGGAAAAAAUUACUGACAAAAACUUUGUAGUGAAUAUCUCUACUUUUUAAAGUGUGCUCUGGAUACAUAAUGAUUUCGUUAAAGAUUCCAAGUCUAUAAAGAUGAUAAUAAUUUUGGGAUGUAUUCCCAAAAAAAGACAGGCAUAGCUCUUCAUACAUCAUAACCAUUUCUUGCCAAUUUUGUAAAGGUAUGUUUGUAAAACUUUUGUAGUACCAGAUAUAUUCACAUAAAUGUGUCUAUGGGCAACGUCAAUUUUACUCUGGUUUGUAAUUUUCACCACUUAAACCCUUCAAAUAGAACCAGAAGUCGAGCAUACCAAUCUAGUUUUCAUUCUUAUGGAGUUAACAAGGUCAUACUUGUUAAGAAGCCUUUUUUUUUCUUCCGAGAUCUUCUAAGAUAUCUACAGCCUUCAGUUACAAUAUUACCUGUAUGCUGUCUGUUCAUGAUAUUUUUGUAUGUAAAUAUGGCAAGGCUGAGAGCAGACUGUGACAGGGCUAUGUGCAGUGCCAAGCAUUGAGUUAUAACCACAGAGUAAGUAGUGUGUAAAUUGAAAAGGAAAAUGUUGCAGGUUGUUGUGAAGAAGCUGCUUUAGAACUUGUCGUGCAGAUUACGAAUUUUAAAUCCUAUCGUCAGAUCUUAUACAGAAGAGGUCUUGAGCUUGAUUGCAAGUAAUCAUGAUUUUAAUGAUUUCAUUACCAGUUCUUUAUAUGCCUAGCUUUCAUACAGUAUUGAACUAGAUUGUUUAACUUCCCAGCACAUUUAUGAAAUAGGGUUAGCUUAUGUUUCAACACACCUGUAAUAUUGUGCAAAGUGUAACUAUAUCAUUGUGAAUCAAAAGUCAAACAUGUACCAGUUUAUUUCAUUUGCUAGCGAACCUGUAAUCCAAAUUCUUACAAAGCCCAAUCCAUCAAUUUGAAACAUGUUUACGUACAAGCCACAUUUUUUCUUCAUUCUGUUUGAUUACUGUUCAACCUUGUUUUAGGAAAAGACAAAGCAAAGGAAAUGAACUGAUAAUAUGUAUUGAAGAAAGGGAAGAGUUCAGUUAUAACUUAUGUUCAGUUUUCUAACCAGACGAGAUUCCAUACACUUAUAGUGGAGUCUAUAUGCGUAAGCCAUGGUUUUUUACUACAGUCUUAAGGUUAAAAUUUUCAUGUUUGUUGCAAAUGUAUUUUGUUAACAGAAAAGACCAUCUCUGUGCCAUGGUACAUCACACUAAGAAACUUUCAGGACCACAGAUUCAGAUCUUUGUGGAAAAUAUUGACAACCAUCAUAUACUUGAUAAACUCUUGUUCAAAUACAGCUAUAUUCUUGUCAUAAUAGCACUAUGUCAUAACAAUCACCAUGCAUUUGGUUGAAGAAUUAUUGUGCACAUAGAUAUAUCUGCUGUCAGGUAUUAGGAUACAUGUACAUCUACAAGCAAAAGGAAGAUAUUGCUGAUAUCGACAGGCUUACAAUGUACAUCUACAUGUAAAAAAUUACACCAUUCACUGUUAUGUACCAAGACAUAACAGUGGCUUACUUUAGAGAUGUACACUUUGAACUUGCAACUUCUCUACUUGUGAAGAAAUGUAUUUUUUCUAGUGCGUGACAAAUGUAGAAUUUUUGUUCGUUAAGUCGUAACAGACACAUGAUGUAGAUGGAUUAAUAUGUACAUAAUCUCUAUUGUUGUGACUUACAAGGUGAAUGGAAGCUGUGGUAUUAUUAUUAUUAUUCCCUUAUGAAAUUAUGAAUAAGUUGUAGGAUUGUUGUGGAGUCGUGCCUCCUUAUCCAACCCUGCUGUAUGUAUAACAGAGAAGACUAAAAACACAAGUAAAGAAUCUGGAACAAAGUG